This is a messenger RNA of Medicago truncatula (barrel medic), 621 nucleotides long. RefSeq names its product gibberellin-regulated protein 14. The transcript has 3 exons. The record is from RefSeq and is a predicted model, not a curated record. The coding region runs from base 1 to 414 and encodes 137 amino acids. NCBI's taxonomy places the organism in Eukaryota, Viridiplantae, Streptophyta, Magnoliopsida, Fabales, Fabaceae.
AUGAAUUUAAUAACCACAAUUCUGGUGAACAAUGCAAAUCCUUCAGUUGCUUCUGUUGCAGCUCAACUAGUAAAACAACCACCAAGUCUUGUAGUGAUCACAGCUCCAACACCUCCUUCUCCGGUGGAUGCGCCACCAAUAGCGGAAGCGCCGACUCAAACACCACUUGGUCAGUCCCCAGAAUCUGCACCAGCUCCACUAGCUACUCCAGUAGUAAAAUCAUGGGAGGAUUGCAUUCCACUAUGUUAUGUUAGGUGCAAAUUACAUUUAAGGAAGGUAGAAUGCAUGACACAAUGCAUGACAUGUUGUGAUCGCUGUCAAUGUGUCCCUCCUGGAACUUAUGGUAACAGAGAAAAAUGUGGCAAGUGCUACACUGAUAUGCGAACUUUCCUCGACGAAAUCAUGUGCCCAUAGAUACACACACUUAUAUACCUAUACCUUAUGGUUCCUAGGUUUAUAUUGUAAUAUUAUUUAUGCUUAAAUUAUUAUAAGGUUUAAAAUUGCUGACUUUAUUAAAUAACUCAGUGAUCAGCAUAACAUUAUGAAAGUUAAAUGGUUUACUAACAUGAAGGUAUACUUUGUUGAUGUAUUCAGUGUGAGUUAGAAGCUCCAUAUUUAAUA